AUGGCCGAAAUUGCUGCUGGAGCUGUCGUCGCCGAACAGGUCGUCUCGACCACCAUUGAAGGUGGUGCCGUGGCCGGAAUUGCUAUCGCCAAGAAGACCUUGCCGCUGAAGGCUACCUUCACCCGCAUAGCAGUAUCCGAACUUAUCCGUCGCCAUUCUCAUACCGUCAGCGUGGUAAACGGCAAGGCCUACAUCUUCGGCGGCUUCACUGAAGCCGGCACCCUCGCCGGCAACGAAUUCCACCAAGUGACCCUGCCUCCCAAGGACAAGGAGGAUACCGACUACAAGUGCAUCCCAGCAUUGCCCACGGAUGAUGCUUCCUCCGUCCCCCCACCUCGCGCGGGCCAUUCUGCCUCGGUGUUCGGAAAGGACAUCAUCAUCUACGGCGGAAUGGAUGAGGCUGGCAACUCAGUAGAGGACGGUUCCAAGCUCUGGUCUUUUGACACCGACACGCUCAAGUGGACUCUUCGCACUUCUCAAGGUCCUAAGGAGUGCCAGUUCUACCAUGGAUCUACUGUCCACGGCAACACCCUUCUACUCUACGGAGGCUAUAGCAAACCGGCUGGCACCAAUGACUUGCGAACACUUCCAAGUCUUAGCUCGGUUGACGUCACGACUGGUGUCUGGCAAGCCCACGAAGACCAAGCAUUGUCACCUGUCGGUACACCUUCAGGUCUUGCCUUCUCUCAAAACAAGGUCUUCACUGUCGGCAUAGAUUCGCAGUUCCAGGCUCCAGUCCACUUCUACGACCUCCAUGCCGCUGCGACCGAUGCGCGCUGGGACACCAUCCCCGUGCCCUCAAACCCCCUCGUCCCUGGUCCUGAUACCUCCAGAGACGGGGCUGGCGUGAUCACUCUUUCAACCGGACAAGGUCGCAAAUAUCUUUUGUACCUGUUCGGUCAGAAGCACGGUGGCGAUCGGCCCACCAGCCUUCCACCCAAGUCCGACGAACUGUUCAGCGAUGCCUGGACCUUCCAGCUUCCUUCCGACAAUACCACUCUUGCUAGCGCCAAAGAUGCGGCCAGGCUCAAGCUUGGAAUGGACUCUGGCGAAGACAGCUGGGCCGAGGUUGAGUUGAAGCUGCAUCAGGAGGAGUUCGCGCAUGAAGGUAAGGUCCAUCCUGGGCCUAGGUCGUUCUUCGCAGCCUCGAACAUCGAUGAUAAGACGGUGGUUCUCUGGGGUGGCCUGAAUCCUAAGCAGGACGUCGAAGGUGACGGCUGGAUCAUCAAGUUGGAAUGUUGA
Diplodia corticola is the source of this 1242-nucleotide messenger RNA. RefSeq names its product kelch domain-containing protein. Gene Ontology annotation, molecular function: protein binding. NCBI's taxonomy places the organism in Eukaryota, Fungi, Ascomycota, Dothideomycetes, Botryosphaeriales, Botryosphaeriaceae. The transcript has 2 exons. The record is from RefSeq and is a predicted model, not a curated record. The coding region runs from base 1 to 1242 and encodes 413 amino acids.